AGCCGGGCUGCAGAGCUCAGUGCAGUGUGGAGGUCGUUGGAGUCACAAGCGCACUGCCACCUUCUGUGCCUGCCCGUCUGCGCUCCGCCCGCCCCAGCCAUGCUCUCCGCCCUCGCCCGUCCCGCCGGCGCCGCUCUCCGCCGAAGCUUCAGCACCUCAGCCCAGAACAAUGCUAAAGUAGCCGUGCUUGGGGCCUCUGGAGGAAUUGGGCAGCCCCUCUCACUCCUCCUGAAGAACAGCCCCCUUGUGAGUCGCCUGACCCUCUAUGAUAUCGCUCACACACCUGGGGUGGCUGCAGAUCUGAGCCACAUCGAGACCAGAGCAACUGUGAAAGGCUACCUCGGACCUGACCAGUUGCCAGACUGCCUGAAAGGCUGCGACGUGGUAGUGAUUCCGGCCGGAGUCCCCAGAAAACCAGGCAUGACACGGGAUGACCUGUUCAACACCAACGCAACAAUUGUGGCCACCCUGGCUGCUGCCUGUGCCCAGCAUUGCCCUGAAGCCAUGGUCUGCAUCAUUUCCAAUCCGGUUAACUCCACCAUCCCAAUCACAGCAGAAGUCUUCAAGAAACACGGAGUGUACAACCCCAAUAAGAUCUUCGGUGUGACAACCCUGGACAUUGUCAGAGCUAACACUUUUGUUGCAGAGCUGAAGGGUUUGGAUCCAGCCCGGGUCAGCGUUCCCGUCAUUGGUGGCCAUGCUGGGAAGACCAUCAUCCCCCUGAUCUCUCAGUGCACCCCCAAGGUGGACUUUCCCCAAGACCAGCUGACAGCGCUCACUGGACGGAUCCAGGAGGCGGGCACCGAGGUGGUGCAGGCUAAAGCUGGAGCAGGCUCUGCCACCCUGUCCAUGGCCUAUGCUGGUGCCCGCUUUGUCUUCUCCCUCGUGGACGCCAUGAACGGCAAGGAAGGAGUCGUCGAGUGCUCCUUCGUGAAGUCCCAGGAGACAGACUGCACCUACUUCUCCACGCCCUUGCUGCUGGGGAAAAAGGGCCUGGAGAAGAACCUGGGCAUCGGCAAAGUCUCCUCCUUUGAAGAGAAGAUGAUCUCGGAGGCCAUUCCUGAGCUGAAAGCCUCCAUCAAGAAGGGAGAAGACUUCGUCAAGAACAUGAAGUGAGGUGCGGGCGACAAGCAGCGGCUUCCUUAACUUAUGACGGCAUCGCCUCGCCAGAAAGCGGUUCCGAUGCCUUGGGUUUAAUUUGCUUCGAUGAUGGUUAUUGUAUCGAUGUUAUCAUCCCUUCCAAAUUGUGGCUGGUCUAUUGGUGCAACAAUAAAAGCAGACUUUGAUUUUCUUUCUCAA
Sciurus carolinensis (gray squirrel) is the source of this 1299-nucleotide messenger RNA. RefSeq names its product malate dehydrogenase 2 (gene Mdh2). Gene Ontology annotation, molecular function: L-malate dehydrogenase (NAD+) activity. Gene Ontology annotation, biological process: malate metabolic process; tricarboxylic acid cycle. The coding region runs from base 100 to 1116 and encodes 338 amino acids. NCBI's taxonomy places the organism in Eukaryota, Metazoa, Chordata, Mammalia, Rodentia, Sciuridae. The record is from RefSeq and is a predicted model, not a curated record. The transcript has 9 exons. Gene Ontology annotation, cellular component: cytoplasm; mitochondrion.